AAUGGGCCCCCCACAAGCCCUGCUGCGCAUGCUCGCUCCGUGACCCCAGCUUGAGGUGACUGCCCGAACCCAGACGGGGGCCCCAGGCACGGAGGCUGAGGGACCUGCCGCAGCUCGGUCUCCGGAGAGGGAGGGCCCCGCUGCCGUCGCCGCCCGGCCGGUGCCCGACCAGAAGCCAAGGAGCCCUCAGUGACCACGGAUUCUCUGGACACCUCCACAGCCCUGUCCCCACUCAGCUGAGGCAGAGCCAGCACCAGCUCAGACACAAGGACGGAGCCCUUGAACUGCUGGGUUCCUUCCAGAGAGGUGGAGGAAAAAUCCAUCUGCUGGGGCCUGAGUGUGGCCUGGAGGCCAGGCCAUCGGUCCCGGAAUGCCCCUGCCCGAGCCCAGUGAGCAGGAGGGCGAGAGCGUGAAGGCCGGCCAGGAGCCCUCCCCUGAGUCCCCUGAGCCGGGCACAGAUGUCGUCCCCGCAGCCCCCAGGAAGCCCAGGAAGUUCUCCAAACUGGUGCUGCUGACGGCCUCCAAGGACAGUGCCAAAGUGGCGGGGGCCAAGCGCAAAGGAGUGCACUGCAUCAUGUCCCUGGGGGUGCCCGGCCCUGCCACCCUUGCCAAAGCCCUCCUCAAGAUCCAUCCCGAGGCUCAGCGGGCCAUCGAGGCUGCCCCCCAGGAGCCUGAGCAAAAACGCGGCAAGCUGGACACAGACGGAAAAGAAGACGGAAGGUUGGCAGGACAGCCUGCCCCCAGUCCCUUGGUGGAUGGGGAGGAGUCCACCAUGGGCCCCAUCGUGUCCAGGGAGGACCCGUAGCCCUGACAACCAAAGGUGCAUCCUGGCUGGGUCAGUGAACUUGGCUGCAACUUCUACACGUUCCACUGGGCUUCUGCCUGGGGCCCAGCCGCUGACUGAUUUUCACUUUUGACAUUGUAAUCUUUUUCUGAUCAAGCAUAAUUUACUUUUGUAAGCAGAAAAAAAAUUAAACGAGAAUAAAAGAAGCUGUACACUAGA
Messenger RNA from Kogia breviceps (pygmy sperm whale), 1003 nucleotides. RefSeq names its product FLYWCH family member 2 (gene FLYWCH2). Lineage: Eukaryota; Metazoa; Chordata; Mammalia; Artiodactyla; Physeteridae. The record is from RefSeq and is a predicted model, not a curated record.